AUGGCUUGGCUAAAGCUGCAGCCUCUUGCAUCAACAUUUCUCCACUUUGGACUUAUUACCUUUGUGUUGUUUCUCCAAAGUCUUCAAGUUCAUGCUGCUGCCGCAGGGAACCCCCCAAGUGCUGGACAAAACAAAACCUGCUCAGGUUCUUUUAACUGUAAGGCAGGCGUUAUUCUACCAAUAUGGUAUCCAGAAAACCCAUCCCUGGGGGACAAAAUUGCCAGAGUCAUUGUGUACUUUGUGGCAAUGAUUUACAUGUUUCUUGGGGUGUCCAUCAUUGCAGACCGAUUCAUGGCAUCCAUAGAGGUCAUAACAUCACAGGAACGUGAAAUCAUAAUUAAAAAAACAAAUGGAGAGACCACUACAACCACUAUUAGAGUCUGGAACGAGACGGUCUCCAACCUAACCCUUAUGGCACUUGGUUCUUCAGCCCCUGAAAUCCUUUUGUCUUUGAUUGAAGUAUGUGGCCAUGGAUUUUAUGCUGGAGAUCUUGGUCCAUCAACUAUUGUUGGAAGUGCAGCUUUUAACAUGUUUAUCAUUAUUGCUAUUUGCGUCUAUGUCAUACCGGACGGAGAAGUUAGAAAGAUCAAACAUCUACGAGUAUUUUUUGUGACAGCUGCAUGGAGUAUCUUUGCCUAUAUAUGGCUGUACAUGAUUCUUGCUGUCUUCUCUCCAGGAGUGGUCCAAGUAUGGGAAGGGUUGCUUACCUUGUUCUUCUUUCCUGUCUGUGUUGUCCUUGCCUGGGUGGCAGACCGGCGUCUUUUAUUUUAUAAAUAUAUGCACAAAAAGUAUCGGACAGACAAACACAGAGCAAUUAUGAUUGAAACAGAAGCAGAACAUCCCAAAGGAAUUGAAAUGGAUGGCAAGGUUAUGAAUUCUCAUUUUCUAGAUGGGAAUUUAUUAAAUAUGGAUGGUAAAGAAGUAGAUGAAUCUCGUAGAGAUAUGAUUAGAAUCCUUAAAGAACUAAAGCAAAAACACCCUGAGAAGGACUUAGACCAGUUAGUAGAAAUGGCAAACUACUACGCUUUGUCACAUCAGCAGAAGAGCAGAGCAUUCUAUCGUAUACAAGCCACCAGAAUGAUGACUGGAGCUGGUAACAUUUUGAAGAAGCAUGCUGCUGAGCAGUCCAAACGAAGCACCAGUUUGCAAGACAUAUGCUUGGAUGAAUCUGAAGAGUUUGUAUCGAAAAUCUACUUUGACCCUUGUUCCUAUCAAUGUCUUGAAAACUGUGGUGCUGUACUGUUGACCAUAGUGAGGAAAGGUGGCGACAUAUCAAAGACAAUUCUGUUGGACUAUAAAACAGAAGAUGGUUCUGCCAAUGCAGGCGCUGACUAUGAGUUUACAGAGGGGACCUUGGUUUUCAAGCCUGGAGAGACACAAAAGGAGUUUUCAGUUGGAAUUAUUGAUGAUGAUAUCUUUGAGGAAGAUGAACAUUUCUUUGUGAGGCUCAAUAACAUAAGAAUAGCUGAAGCGCCAGAACCAGUGGAGCCUAAUACUUUCAGCUAUCCAAAAGCAGUAUUGGUCGCUCCUUAUGUGGCCUCAGUUACUAUUUUGGAUGAUGACCAUGCAGGGAUAUUUACAUUUGAAUGUGACAUUAUUCGUGUGAGUGAGAGUAUCGGUGUGAUGGAGGUUAAAGUCCUUAGGACAUCUGGAGCUAGAGGCACCGUCAUUAUCCCUUUUAGGACAGUUGAAGGAACUGCAAAAGGUGGUGGGGAAGAUUACGAAGAUACGUUUGGGGAACUGGAAUUCAAAAAUGAUGAAACUGUGUAA
This is a messenger RNA of Staurois parvus, 1770 nucleotides long. The record is from the annotation of a GenBank genome assembly. NCBI's taxonomy places the organism in Eukaryota, Metazoa, Chordata, Amphibia, Anura, Ranidae.